Messenger RNA from Meleagris gallopavo (turkey), 897 nucleotides. NCBI's taxonomy places the organism in Eukaryota, Metazoa, Chordata, Aves, Galliformes, Phasianidae. The record is from RefSeq and is a predicted model, not a curated record.
AUGAGUUUACAAGUGCGAUUUACUUGUCCAUCGGGGGAACAGAUACGGAUAAUAUCUCAGUUUCUUUUGCUUUAUUCUUCAGACUGUGGCUUGUUUGGUGUCCCACUGUCAGUUUUACUGGAACAGGAUCAGAAGAAGGUGCCAGGCACCAAGAUCCCACUGAUUUUUCAAAAGUUGAUUUCCCAGAUAGAAGAGGCAACUCUGGAAACAGAAGGACUUCUUAGAAUACCAGGAGUUGCAACAAGAGUAAAGAGCCUUUGCCAAGAACUGGAAGCAAAAUUUUAUGAAGGGACUUUCAACUGGGAAAAUGUAAAACAACAUGAUGCAGCAAGUCUUUUAAAACUCUUCAUCCGUGAACUGCCUCAACCUCUCCUAACUGUAGAAUAUCUCAAAGCUUUCCAAGAUGUACAGAAUCUUCCAAGGAAGAAACAGCAGCUGCAAGCUUUGAAUCUUUUGGUUAUCCUUCUACCUGAAGCAAACAGAGACACACUGAAGGUACUGCUCGAGUUCCUCCAAAGGGUAAUAGAUCAUCGAGAGAAAAAUAAAAUGACACUAAACAAUGUUGCGAUGGUGAUGGCCCCAAACCUUUUCACAUUUCAAGGGCUUGGCUCAAAGAGUAUUGAACAGAGCGAGUUUGCUAUGGCAGCUGGAACAGCAAAUGUCAUGCGCUUUAUGAUUCAGUACCAAAAACUUCUCUGGACAAUUCCCAAGUUUAUUGUUAACCAAGUGAGAAAACAAAACACUGAAAACCAGAAGAAGGAGAAAAAGGACAAAGCUAUGAAGAAACUUCUGAAAAAGAUGGCUUAUGAUCGGGAAAAGCACGAGAAGCAGGACAAGACUCCUAAUGAUGUAAGAAAACAUAUAUCUGAAAUACUGUACUAAUGAGUCUGUCAUCUC